Messenger RNA from Dothidotthia symphoricarpi CBS 119687, 1215 nucleotides. Its product is annotated as Nucleotidylyl transferase. NCBI's taxonomy places the organism in Eukaryota, Fungi, Ascomycota, Dothideomycetes, Pleosporales, Dothidotthiaceae. The transcript has a single exon. Gene Ontology annotation, cellular component: cytoplasm; nucleus. Bases 52 to 978 code for a protein of 308 amino acids. Gene Ontology annotation, molecular function: ATP hydrolysis activity; nicotinamide-nucleotide adenylyltransferase activity. The record is from RefSeq and is a predicted model, not a curated record.
CGACACCCCUCGACAAGCUCCAAGAUCGGAGGAACGCGCUCUGUGACCACAAUGGCUGACAUGGCUUUGCGCAUAGCAUCAGUAAGGUCACUUCUGCCUGACCUUGAAGCUGCCCUGAGCUCCUUCACGUCAUCGCCCGCUAAGUUUCGCGUGGUGAGGACUGUCAAUGCUUCGACAACGCAGCCGAACACGCUCUACAUUCUCGAUUCAUCGUUCAACCCACCCAGCAUUGCCCACCUCGCCCUCGCGACAUCUGCCAUCAAACAGGCGGCGCACUCAGACAAGAGCCCGCCUAGACUGCUGCUAUUAUUUAGCACGCACAAUGCAGACAAGGCGCCUAGUCCCGCGAGCUUCGCGCAGCGCAUCGCGUUGAUGACCGUCUUCGCUGAGGAUUUGUCGCAGCGUCUUAGGACUGCAGCCCCAUCUCCAGACGCUAUCACAGAUGUAUCCAUAGACAUUGGCCUGACCAAAGAGCCGUAUUACUCCGAUAAGUCGGCAGCCAUCACAGAAACCACGCCUCCCUUCUACCCAUCGAACCCGAUCCACGUCCACCUAGUUGGCUACGACACCCUCAUCCGCUUCUGCAACCCGAAGUACUACCCCAAGUACGACCCGCCCCUCUCGGCGCUCAAGCCCUUCUUCGAUGCCGGACAUAAGCUGCGCGUCACCCAGCGGCCGACAGACGCGAAUGACAAGUCGUCAAGCGAGUUUGGCACGGUCGAGCAGCAGGAGAAGUACGUGCAGGACCUGAGGGAUGGCAAGUCUGAGAGCGCUGGGUUUGAGCCGCAAUGGGGCGGCCAUAUCGAUAUGGUGCAGGCGGAGGACGAGGUAGGCGUCAGCUCUACGAGGGUGAGGAAAGCUGCACAAGAGGGGAGGUGGGAUGAGGUGGGUGAGCUCUGCACUGAGGGUGUUGCGGCUUGGAUCCAAGACCAGCAGCUCUACAGUGGGGAUGCUAGUGGGAAGAAGAUGAUGAGCUGAGCAUUGUUCAAGCACGAUGCUCAAGUGUCAGAUUGCGUCAAGUAAUGCUGAGACGUGCAGAAUACCGCGGUGGCCGUUCUGCGGUCAAAUGGAUCACUCGACAACUUCUACGCCCACCUGGAAAUGCUCAAGAAAGUGUUUCUGGUGAGAUUCGAAGUGGAAGGUGCAAGUUGGUGUGUGGCCUGAUUGUGACGGGUGUUCUUUCCUCGUAUAUCGUAUUGCACACGCCGGCGAAGC